GGCCCUGGUGGCCCUGGGAUGGGGAACCUUGGUGGCUUCCACGGAGAUUUUGGCAGUGGCAUCCAGAGCCGGGGUCGCGACCGUGGACGGGGCCGGGGCCGAGGCCCCGGAGAUCGCGGAGGCAAGGCCAAGGAUAAGGAGUGGAUGCCUGUCACAAAGCUGGGCCGCUUUGUCAAGGACAUGAAGAUCAAGUUCCUGGAGGAGAUCUGUCUCUUCUCCCUGCCCAUUAAGCAAGGUAUGAUCAUUGACUUUUUCCUGGGGGCCUCUCUCAAGGAUGAGGUUUUGAAGAUUAUGCCAGUGCAGAAGCAGACCCGUGCCGGCCAGCGCACCAGGUUCAAGGCUUUUGUUGCUAUCGGGGACUACAAUGGCCACGUCGGUCUGGGUGUUAAGUGCUCCAAGGAGGUGGCCACCGCCACCCGUGGGGCCAUCAUCCUGGCCAAGCUCUCCAUUGUCCCCGUGCUCAGAGGCUACUGGGGGAACAAGAUCAGCAAGCCCCACACCGUCCCUUGCAAGGUGACAGGCCGCUGCGGCUCUGUGCUGGUGCACCUCAUGCCUGCACCCAGGGGCACUGGCAUCGUCUCUGCACCUGUGCCCAAGAAGCUGCUCAUGAUGGCUGGUAUCGAUGACUGCUACACCUCAGCCCAGGGCUGCACUGCCACCCUGAGCAACUUCUCCAAGGCCACCUUUGAUGCCAUUUCUAAGACCUACAUCAACCUGACCCCUGACCUCUGGAAGGAGACUGUAUUUACCAAGUCUCCCUGUCAGGAAUUCACUGACCACCUCGUCAAGACCCACACCAGCAUCUCCUUGCAGCGGACCCAGGCUCCAGCUGUGGCUACAACAUAGGGUUUUUAUACAAGAAAAAUAAAGUGAAUUAAGCAUUAAAAAAAAAGGUUAAUUCCUUUAGUUUCUGGAGGUCACCUUUAAUUUGACCUAUGAUUUAGGGGUGGCCGACCAAACAAAAUCUUAUACGGCAAAUACCUAGUUUGUCUGUUGAGGGUGCACCUGACUCGGAGGAGGACGGUAGGCAAAAACCUGAUUUUAUCUUAAAUGAAUUUCCUGGCAAUAUUUUUUUCAGUAGCUGCUCGAGUGUCCAGUUCAUGUGUUCCACCUUUUCUUGAAGUUUGUGGCCGAUAGGCUGUGUGUAACUUCCAUUUUAUUUUUAACAGUCUUGUUAAAUCUUGCACUAUUUCAGCUACAAAUGCUGGCCUAUUGUCUAACUUUAAAGUUAGAGGUAGUCUAAACCUGGGGAUAAUGUCUUUUAACAGUACUCUAGUCACUUCUUGUACUUUUUCUGUCCUGGUGGGGAAAACUUUAACUUACCCUGAAAAGGUGCAAAGAAACAUUAGCAUGUACCGAUAGCCUCCAGCACGGGGCAGUUCUGUAAAGUCCAUGAGCAAGUUUUCACAAGGUAUGGCUCUUUGUCCUGUUUAAGUUUCUUAGAGGAGGGUUUCUUCCCCCUACCCGGCCUUUGUAACUUUAUCUAGUGGCUUAGCCUUCAGUGAGAAGCUGGAAUACAGAUACGGCAGAAUCUUGCUGCUUUUAACUUCUAAUGUGACCAUGGGCUCCUGGGAGCCUAAUGAGAAGGUGCCUAGUCUGCCCUAGUCUUUACAUUCUUCAGCUCCUGUCAGCCUGAUCAGAUCAGUAUUUGGUUCCUCCAAGGUGCAGCAGCCCUUGGCCGAUGGCCUCUUUGUCUUGCGGCCUUGGCCAUUUCCUUUAUUGCCUUCUGAACAUUUACCCUUCUAGUGUCCUUUCUUUUUGCAUCUCGUACGUUAAUCUCUCUCUAGCCUUGUCUAGUUCUUGAAUACUUGCCUAACUUGACUUCUUUCUUGUCUACAUCCAC
Molecule: messenger RNA, 1843 nt
Organism: Gorilla gorilla gorilla (western lowland gorilla)
Lineage: Eukaryota; Metazoa; Chordata; Mammalia; Primates; Hominidae
Product: small ribosomal subunit protein uS5-like
Exons: 2
Coding region: 19-846 (275 amino acids)
Biological process (GO): translation
Cellular component (GO): ribosome; cytosolic small ribosomal subunit
Molecular function (GO): RNA binding; structural constituent of ribosome
Source: RefSeq, a predicted model, not a curated record